Schistocerca americana (American grasshopper) is the source of this 7057-nucleotide messenger RNA. It is a transcript of the gene Atf3, whose product is annotated as activating transcription factor 3. Gene Ontology annotation, biological process: regulation of transcription by RNA polymerase II. The transcript has 7 exons. Gene Ontology annotation, cellular component: nucleus. Gene Ontology annotation, molecular function: DNA-binding transcription factor activity, RNA polymerase II-specific; RNA polymerase II cis-regulatory region sequence-specific DNA binding. Lineage: Eukaryota; Metazoa; Arthropoda; Insecta; Orthoptera; Acrididae. The coding region runs from base 1271 to 2224 and encodes 317 amino acids. The record is from RefSeq and is a predicted model, not a curated record.
UCCGCCUCUCCGUACACGUCGCUCCGACAGAGAGGAAAAACAAGCGAGGAUCGCGCGUCGCGCCGAGGCUGCUGUGUGCUUACCGUGGGCCGCGUUUGUUUACGAGUGAGCGUGUUUUCGCACCGUUCCCGCACCGCACCCGCGGUGCCAAACACCCCCUUGCUCCGCGCCUGGAAUGAUGCCUGCCUGCCCCUGCGCCGCCGGGUUCCAUUGUUGCUGCCAGUGCUGCUUCAGCAACCGACGCCGACGCAUCGACAGGCGACCCUAGCCUACAGCCGCCAUUUUCGGGAGGUCGCCCAGUUGUGCCACAACAGCCCGCCUCCCUCCGUAGCACGCACUUCCGCUACCUCUCCCACCCCAGUAACCCCUCCCCCACUCUCUAGCCCCCUACCCUUCCGACACAGUGCCUAAGCGUGCGCGACGCUUGACGUCCCGAGGCGUCGCCCGUUGUUGCCGUCGCUAGCUGUCCAUUACCGACCGCUUGCUGCCAGCGCCUACGCGAAGACAACAGGUGGUCGGAGAGAGACACUGGGACACCUUACCCUAGCCUUACCGCGUUCCUCCUCUGCAUUCCUGACGGCCUGGACUGAGUUGGUUGUGUGGACUUCUUGCGGUUCCAGUCCGACCACGGCCCUAUCCGGCUAAUUCGACAAUCGCGCCAACAAUCAGACUAUAGCGACGACCGCUGUUUCGUGCUCAGCUGCGUACAAAUAAAAGGUCGCAGCCCAAUUCCACACCCUCCAUCAGCAACCAGGGAAGUGAUAGAACUGUUCGAAUGAAGAACAUUAGGAGCUUCUUGAACUGUUGCUGCCGGUCUUACGUUAGUGACUGAGUGGCAUCUACAGUAGAUUGUGAUUACCCGGCAACUGGACUGGACUCGACGUGAAAGACUGUGUUUCUUUUUAUACGAGCAUUAUAUUUUUAUACGAACAGUUUGGUGUAGUUUCGCAAAUUACAUUCAGUUUUAUGCAGACUUUUUUAAUAAUAUAGGAGUUAGUUAUCACCGCUGUAACAUAUUUCAUUGGAAAAUUGCUUUAAUAGGGAGGUUGGCGCAGUGUAGAACAUAUCGAAAGGUUUCAAGCUUUAAUACAGUAGGCAGUAGGUAAGCGUCUUUGUGAUAAAAUCGUCAGGUUAUUCGGCCUAGCGAGCGCAGGGCAAUUAGGCAAAGAAGUUAGUGGGCGUGCCGAGCAGAAACCACUCGGCUGCGUAGUGUGACAGGAAGGAGGAGUCCCUGGCGGCUGACAAGGUGGCGGCAAAGCGAGGCGCCAGCAUGUACAACCUGAACGUGAACGUCAACCUGACGCCCGGCGGCGUCGGGGGCGGGCCCGGCGGCCUGCUGGGGGUGGAGGGCGCGUGCACCACCCCCAAGACGCCCGAGAUCCUCAACUCGCUGAUCGCCAUGUCCAACCCGUUCGACGGCUACCCCACGGCGGCCGGCGGCGGCGCCGGCGGCGUCGGGGGCGGGCCGCGCAUCGCCUCCGUGCCCCCGGGUCACAGCAGCCUCGGUGACGGCGGCUGCGCCAGCGGCGGCGGAUCUGCGUCGCGGUCGCCUCUGUCCAGCCCCACAGGCACCCCGCCGUCGGUGCAGCACAUGUGCUCGCAGCUGAUCAAGGACAGCCUCAAGAUGACCAUCCAGAAGAAGCGGGAGGCGACCGGCUCGGCGCUGCUGGACGACGGGGCGUACGGUCCGGAGCGGGGGCCGAAGGCGGCCAAGCGCGAGGGCGACGACGAGCUGACGCCCGAAGACGAAGAAAGGCGAAGAAGGCGAAGAGAACGAAACAAAAUCGCUGCGACGAAGUGUAGGCUGAAGAAGAGGGAGAGGACCGUGAAUCUAGUACAGGAGUCCGAAAUUCUGGAGACGCAGAACCACGACCUGAAGAGCCAGAUUCAGGACCUGGAGGCGCAGCGGCGCCGGCUGAUCGACAUGCUGUCCAUGCACACGCCCACCUGCCUCAAGAACUCGGGGGGUGCUCCGCCGACGGCUGGUUCAACAGGUACACAGUCCGGGGACAACUUCGGCACAAAUGGCGACUCUCUGCCGCAGACCUACGAAGCAUUCAUUGCGAGUAGCACCUACCACCAGCAUCACCACCACCACCACCACAACCACCAUGCCCAGCAGCACCACCAGCACCAACCGGAGCAGCAGUACCCAUCAUCGUGCAACUAUAGCAGCGGCUAUCCCUCACCGGGGGCCGGUAUUGAUGGUGGCUGCAUGGCUUAACAGGACCCUGAGCUCUGUACGAGAAUCGAGGACCGUAGUAACCUUAAUCUGUUGUAGAACUUGGAUUUAAGAUGUACACUAUAAAAAAUUGCUUCAGUGCUGGUGUCUACAAAGUACAUAAUACCUAUUUGUAAAAUAUCUGGCUUUAGAUCCAUAUGACAAAUUGUUCAGUGCAUUCAGCAAACAAUGUAAACAACAGUUUGGGAUACAUCCUGAACUAUAAAGUCAUGUGUACCUCUCAUGCUUCCAAAAUAGUCAUCUUCCACUGUUUUCAUUUAUUCUACCUUCAUGUAUGAUUCUAUAAUACGCAAAGUAGAAUAAAAUUUGAACUAUAUCCAUAAUUUCUCAAAGUAUGUUAAUGCUGCCUUAAUUGUCUGAAGAACCCAGGUAUUCUAAAUUCCUGCAAGAAAGAGUCAAUAGAUCAAAGUGCCUUACCAGAUUAUAAUUUUACCAUUUUUGCAGAGCAAGCACGUAAUUGCUAUCAGUGUCUAAAAAUUUGCGAGAAAAACUCAGAAAUUUUUGCUUUUAAGAUUUCAGGAAAAAGAAAUCACCAAGGCUCCAUAAAGAAUCGUCCACGUACACAGAACAACAGAAAUGUCAGUUUUCAAACUGCACUGUGGCAGAAGUGAGUAAGUACUAAUAUGGCUUAUUAGAGAACAAUGUGUUAUCAAGGACAUUAAAAACUAAACUUGUCCAUGAUUUUCAAAAUAUUAACUCACAACAUUUUUGUAUCUUUUAUAUAACAUUUGACACUUGUGAUAAUCUAAUUGCUGUAACUGGAAUGUGUGUGUGUGUGUGUGUGUGUGUGUGUGUGUGUGUGUGUGUGUGUGUAUGUAAAGUACUAUGAUAUUUUGUGAGUCAAUUGUAAGAAUAUCACCAAAGCUGACCAUAUGAGAAUCUGAGGUUUAGAAAUGUCUAGCUAUUUCAUCAACAAAAGCUUCUCUUUAUGAAGAUCAAUGCCCUCAUCGCAAAUAGGACAAUUAACAUCAUUAUUCGAAAAAAGUAAAAUAAAAUACACUCAGUCAUUGAUUGGUGUCUUCCCGUUGUAGAUGCUUUAGAAACAAAGGAUGUGAACUGAGAGAUCAUUGUUUGCCACUGUUGAAAUUCCAGUUACGGUUUCAUAUUUUAUACUCAUUCUUCGUGAAAAAAAGGAGUGUUAUUUAUAUAUUUUGUACUCUUUAAUUUCUUAUUGUUAUUGCUGCUGCUUGUUAGCAUCAGUGAUACUCUUGAUGUAUGUUGAAACUGGUGCUUAACUUAGGUGCUACAAAUUUCCUUAAAGGGGAUUAAGACUUCUUUUAUGUGUUCACUUUUCAGGCCUUUGCACUACUUUCAAUGUUUAUUUUUCUGUAAACACAUUUCUGAAAGUCACUAAAUUACUAAAAUUACAUUCUUCUUGCACAACAUUUUGUGUGUUCGUCACAUGAUUAAUAGCCUUUGAUAAUUUAUAUUCUGUUAGAGCAUUAAGAAUAAAAAUUUUAUUCAUAUAUUUGUAUUUUUAUUGUAUUUUUUUUCAAAACCAUUGCUGCAAGCAAUUUUAGCAUGUUUUAUGUCCUUAUGGUAUCAGAACAAAUGUGUAAAAUAAAUAAACUAUAUUGUAAGUGUGCAUAGCCUAUGUUCCUUUAUUUACGAGAUUAAGGUUAAUGUUUGUAAAAAUGCUUAUUGUUUUUAUUGUGUUUUAUAAGACGUUGUGUGUUGUGCUUGUAUACAAUAACUGUUUAUAUUUUAGUAUAAAAGUUCAUGUUAGAAAAUAGGAUGCAGACUUUAAGCUUCUAUUUUUAUAAUUUUUUUUGCACAAGUUUUAAUGAACCAUAAGUAAUUUUUAUAAGAGUGAUUUAUUCUUCAUUUAAACUAGUGUAAUAAUGAGUCAUAUAGUUCUUAAAUUAAUAACCACAAGUAUUUGUAUUAAUAGUACAAUUUUGUGUCUCUUAGUGCACUUGUAGCAACUGCUUCAUUAAUUAGGUUGCACAAAAUAUUGAAUUUCGACAGGUUAUCUGUUACAAGGCAGUUUUUUAUAUGUUUCAAAAUUGUGUUUCAUUGAAGCUUUUGCUCCAGUCAUAUAUUAAAAUAUGGACUGCCUGCAAAAUAUGUGGAGCCUUAUGUGUGUGGGGAUUGGGGAUGCAGCUAAAUCUAAAGAAUCUGAAAAAAUAACAUAGCCACGUCUCAUACUGAAUGUGUGCAACAAGAAAUAUGACUAGGCUUGUACCUAUUUAUAGAAACAAUAACAGUUAUUGCAUUUCAUACUGUUUCAAGCACUCCAGGUGUGUUAUAGUCUCUACACAUUGAUUUUGUAGUAUAUAUUAAGUAUAUUUCAUUCUUGGUAUCACAUAUUUAAAUAUAUAGAACGGGAUUUUCCAUUAGGAUACUUCCAUCACUUAGGAGGUGCUUUUUGGAUCAACAAUUAAUUUAAUAUCGUUAGUUUAGUAGCUAUAAAAGGGUAGUAAACUGCUUUUCAUUCUUCUGCAGAAUUAAUUUCUGAAAGAAACAUGCUAUGGUACCACCCUUAAAAACUCUUCCAAGCUGAACUCAUAUGUAAAUAGGAAAGGGAGUUAAGGAAUCAUUUUUUGAGGACACUAGGUUUCUGAUGGUAAAGUAUAUGCAGUUGUAGAACACAGAUUGAGUUGUAUGAUAUGAGGCUAUCCAUGAACAGAACAAUACAUAUUUCACUGACUAUUCGAAACCCGUGAAUGUAAAAUUUUUCGCAAUUUAUGUGAAUCUACAGUGGAGACAACAUUUUAAUAAAGGUAAAACAACUAUUGUAAUUAUACAGAAUAUAACAGCAAAUAGAACAGUAAAUUUCUCUCCUUUUUGAACUUGUUGCUACAUUUGGUACAGAGAAAUAGUAACAUUUUUCUGCUGCACCUCAGUUUCUUCACACCUGACAAUAGCUGUAGUGUACACAAAGUACUAUUUUUCAAAGUGAAAAGUAUCACCAAAAAUUUAAUCAGAGAGCUUUUUUUGCAACGGAAUGUUUAUUGUUUAGGAAUGACACACAUAUAUAUUUUGUAAAUACCUAAACUAAGAUAUGUCAUUUGUAUUUUGGAGGAUGAGAGCCUCAGUCUUACCAAAGGAAUAUCUUCAAAUUAACAUUAUUAUUCCACAUGUGCUAAAUCAUUAUGUGCCAUUUAGUUUUGAUGGGGUCUUUUCUUCCAUAAAUGCUGAUAUUUCACUUUUGGUAUCUGUUUUACCUCUAGUGUGAUCAAGAAUUUUCCAAAAUGGAAGUGCCUUAAUUGUAAACAAAUAUUUUUGCAAUGGGUAGUAGUAAAUUAAAACAGGUCUGACCUGAUUACCUCUUGUUAGGCUGUGUUAUAUGAGAAUAAUUUUUAGUGUUCAAAACACUCAUUGCCAUUCAUUCUGUAACAACAUUCUUGUCGUGUUUGCUUGAACAAAUUUGACAAAGAAAGUUACAAGAAGCCAUUAGUAGCAGUAACUUUAGCUCAUCUUUUCUGAUAUCUGUUCUGAUGCAAAUUAAUUUUUACUUUGGAAUGUACACACAUUCAUGAGCUUCGUUCCUAAUAAUGUAGUGAAGUGAAAGAUUGAGAUAAAAGUACUGCUACUGUUUGUUAUUGUUGGUAUGAGAACAACAAUAAUUUUCUACAUCAGCCUAGACUACUUUCUUGGUAACUGGCUGUAAUUUCAAUUUACAUUCAUUUUAUGAGGUUCAAUAAUGGCAAACUGUUAAGUGAUGUACUAAUCAGUACUAAUAAGAGUUUUUUUUUUUUACUUGGAACAUUACUUUAAAUUAUUUUCACUUACGUUAUUAUUGUCACUUCCAGAGAGGUCACUCAUUAAGGUGUUUACUUUUGCAUAUACAACAAAACAGUUCUGAAGACAAUCAUCUUAAUGACUCUGUAACAAUAAAUUGACAUAAAAAUGUACAGCUUCAAUAUUAUUUCACAGAGUGAAAUAAAUUUCUUCAACCAUUCCAAAUGAGAACUAUGUCUGGUACGUCAAACAGCUGGUAAUUCCAUUUAUAGAUAUUUUGAGUUUCUUUGUGUGGUAUGUCACUGUGAGUGUUUCUUUAUAUUCUGUGAACUUGUUGCCAAGGAUGUGGUUGUUUACUAAAUAACACUCUGCUUUACGAAUAUAUGUAAUGUGAAAUGGUGCACAUUAUAAAGAUAUAUACUCUGACAAUAGAAUCAAGUUAAUCUGAAGUCAGUACAGUUCAUAUCAUGAGUAAAUAAUUAAUUCCAAUGCUGACAACACAGCAUAAAAAAUGUAACACCUUGAGGUGUAUAUUUUAUAAACAUAGAUAAAAGUAGAUUGCUCAGGUGAAGCAGACUGCAGCCUUCCCCUUACAUGUCAAAUAAUUAUUGUUUAUUGCUUGUCUUAAUUUUUUUCAUCUGCUUAUGAAUUCAUUGGAAUAGUAUAACACAAACUUUGUUUUAAACUGCUUCAUCAGCUUAUGUAUGCAUUGUAAUACAAUAAAUUGUUGAAACGCAAGACUUCAGAAGAGCAAGUAUCAAAAGUUUUAUUAAAGAAAUGUUUAUAACACUAUACACAAAUAAAAAUCACAAAAAUCUGUUUUAUAUAAUAUCUAUCAAGUUGCUUAUUAGCAGUUAAUUCUAAAAUGUAUAAUUUCAAGCUUUUACUAAAUUACCUUUUUAUAUGUAAUAGAAUGGUAACAGUGUUUUGUACAAAUACAUAAAAUUGAUAAUUUGUUGCUUGCUGCUUGGUUCGUCAGAGUGCAGAAUCAUUCCUUUUAUCUCAGUGUUGUAUUAAGUACUUCAGUACCUGGAAGCUGUGGGCUUUAAAAGUUAUUUGGAAAAUAAUGGACCACAUGUAUUUUUUCUAUAAUUAAAACGCUGUAUGUAAUAAAACUAUUUCUUACCUCUA